AUGUCAGUAUCAAUAGAGGGGCAGCACCAGCAUAUACUUUCUCCACCUCAAUCUACAACCACUUCACCAAAACUAGGGGACCUUCCUUCUCCACAUAGAACCAAUUCAGAUCAUGAUGUAAUUGAAAAUAAUAGAGUUCUAAUAUCAUCAUUCUUGUAUAAACGAUCAACUCAUAGAAAACAUUGGAAAAAGAAAUGGUUAGUAUUAAGAAAAUGUCAACUAAGUUAUUAUAAAGACUCUCGAGAGCAUAAACCGUUAAAAGUAUAUAAUGCUUCUAAAUUAUUAUCAUUUAAUAUUAUUCCUGAUCAUCACAAAAAUCAUCUUGCCAUUUACACUACAAAUAAGGUCUUACAUUUCAAAACAGAUGAUGAACGAUUAUUUAAUCAAUGGAGAGAAGCAUUACAUGAAUUUUUCCAUCUGAAGGAUAAUACGAAUGAUGCCGAUGAAGAAGACGACGAAGAUUUUGAAGAUUCAGAAGAUAUAUUUAGAAAUACAUCAACACAACAAGAUUUAGAAGAAGAUAACACUGAGAAUUCUCCAUAUGAAGGAUCACUAAGCUCAUCAAAUUUACAACCACCACCAACAUUACCAAUACAUUCAAUUCAAAAUAAACAAUCACAAGUUAAACGUACUGGAUCGUAUACUUCCGAUGAAAUAUCUGAUGAAUUUUAUAGUUCUGAUGGAUUUACUUCGGAUUCUCCAUUAACUCCAAAUGUCCAAUCAAGUGCCGUGUCAUCUCCUUUAUUCCACCCUUUGGAUGUUCCUAAAGAAGAAGAUGAAAGAGAUAAAUCACCAGUUAAAUCUUCACCUAGUAGAACUGAAUCUCGUGAAAGUCUGACUCACGAAAUACCAGAAUAUACUAUUGAAGAAGGUUCAUUAGAAGUGCUUCGAAAGAAGUAUAAUCAACAAUGGAAGAAAUAUCAUGCUAGAUUAACUAAUAGAACAUUAACAUUAGAAAUACCCCAUAGUAGUAGCAGCAGCAGUAUUAAGAUUAUUCCAAUUUAUGAUAUUGAAGAUGUAAUUGAAUUGGAUCCAAUAAGUUCCAAAAGAAAAUGGUGUCUAAUGAUAAUUACUCCUUUGAAAAGAUUACGAUUUAGUUGUAAUGAUGAAAAUGACAUGACUAAAUGGUUUUCUGCAUUAAAAGCAGCUAGUCAAACCAAUAAAAGGAAAGUAAGUAGAUAA
Messenger RNA from Candida tropicalis MYA-3404, 1182 nucleotides. RefSeq lists its product as uncharacterized. The transcript has a single exon. Bases 1 to 1182 code for a protein of 393 amino acids. NCBI's taxonomy places the organism in Eukaryota, Fungi, Ascomycota, Pichiomycetes, Serinales, Debaryomycetaceae. The record is from RefSeq and is a predicted model, not a curated record.